This is a messenger RNA of Nematostella vectensis (starlet sea anemone), 5188 nucleotides long. Its product is annotated as DNA excision repair protein ERCC-6. Gene Ontology annotation, biological process: transcription-coupled nucleotide-excision repair. Bases 303 to 4691 code for a protein of 1462 amino acids. NCBI's taxonomy places the organism in Eukaryota, Metazoa, Cnidaria, Anthozoa, Actiniaria, Edwardsiidae. The transcript is spliced from 19 exons. Gene Ontology annotation, cellular component: nucleus. The record is from RefSeq and is a predicted model, not a curated record. Gene Ontology annotation, molecular function: ATP-dependent chromatin remodeler activity; ATP binding.
AAAGGAAUUGUGGGAAAAACAAAAUGGCGGACUAAACAACAAAAAAGCAUCUCCAGCAAAAAUUGAUCCAUUCAAAGACGUGAAUCGAAUAUAGGCUUCAGUGGCUUCGAUAAUGCCGUCUUACAGGCUAGGGGUCCAAUUUCUUAAAUUGGAAGCCUUUAUUUUAAAGAUGACGGUAUAAACAAAGGCUAACCACCAGCAACAGGACCGCCACAGAUCUAGGUUGUGUAACUUACAUUUGUUAACCCGGUAUUUCUUUCUAAAUCUACACCCUGGACUGUUGACGUAGCAUAUGUGCUAGGAUGACGAGUAAAGAGUUCACGCCGUCCCGGAAAUCUGGAAGUUGUCUCGAUCUUGAUGAAACUGAAAAAAAUAGCGACGAUAAAGAUUGCCAAAACACGAGACAUUCUUCGUCAACGUAUGGCAUCGCGAUCGAUUCCUCUCGAAUAAGGUCUGUCCCCCUUGAGGAACAAUCCACAGUGCUUCGAGAUCUUGGCAUCGGUGUGUUUGAUCAAGAGGAGUUUGAAGAAGGAAUUUUGAAACAAGUCGACGAGGCCAUCGCUGUUAAGGAGACGGAGGCUUUGAUUCAAGGAUGGGUAAAAGACCUCAAGGCCGUCAACGAUGACAUAGAAUCUGUACACAAAGAUCUGGAAGAAAUAGAUAGGCUUGUAAAAGGCCUGAGUUCCACUGAUGCCCAUAACUAUGACGCCGGUAGAAGACUAGAAGCGGUCAAGAAGCAUAGAGAAAACAAGCACCGUCAGCUUCAGAAGCUUGAAGCCAGACAGAAGGCCCUAAACAACAAACUGGGCAUUGGAGCUGAAGAUGCCCAAGAUGAAGAAGAAGUGGAAACCUCUACUGAAGAUGCAAAAAUAAUGGCAAUGGAGGAGAGAAUUAAGAUCAUGAAAAAACUGGAAGAGCAGCGAGAUCAGUUAAUUAAAACUGGAAAAAUGACACCAUUUGAGGGAUCAAUAAAUAAUACUGCCAACUCUGCAACAGCUGAUAAUGUUCAUACCACCACAAUGGAUUAUCCAACAAGUCUAACAACAACAACUUCUGAGGAGAUGAAAAGCACAGUCAAGACACCAGAAGAUGAUGAUGAUGAUAAUGGUGAUGAUUAUAAUGAUGAUGGAGAGAUGGAGGGCCAAGAUAAAGACAGUGGUGAUGACUACAUCCCAGAGGAAGAGGAGUUGCGUGACAGCUGGAAUGACAAGGAAAGACCCAAUCUGAAAAGCAAUACAAGAAAAAGGCCAGCAAAGGAUACUAAAAAUAACCAAAGACAUGCAAAUGUGAAAUAUGUUGAUGAAGAAGACGAGGUCAAGCCUAAGAAAGUGAAGAAAAAAACGGAUAAUUUUAAGCACAGGGCAUUAGAUGAUGGUGAUGAUGGUGCUUAUCACAAGAGAAUAAGGCAUGUCAGGAUUCAGUCAUUACUGAAAAAACAAGGACUGAAUGACAAUGAGAGCUCAGACGAGGAAGAAUUUUCAGACAUGGAGUUUGACAAUAACUACAAAGUUCCUGGUCAAAUCUGGCACAAGCUGUACAAGUACCAGCAGACAGGUGUGAAAUGGCUCUGGGAACUGCACUGCCAGCAAGCCGGUGGCAUCAUCGGCGAUGAGAUGGGACUCGGCAAGACCAUUCAGACUGUUGUGUUCCUGGCUGGUCUUAAGUACAGUGGGAUUUCGGCCAGAAAGUCAAGACGUGACCAAGGUCUUGGUCCAGUUCUUAUUGUCUGCCCAGUCACAGUGCUACAUCAGUGGGUCAAGGAAUUCCACAAGUGGUGGCCAGAAUUCAGAGUGGCUGUGCUACAUGAUACUGGCUCGUUUUCUGGACGUCGGGACGCCUUGGUCAGGAAGAUCUGCAAGGCUCAUGGCGUAAUCGUCACCUCUUAUUCUGGUGUUCGCUGUAACCAGGAUGCUUUGCUGGCACAGCGCUGGGAUUACGUCAUUCUCGAUGAAGGGCACAAGAUAAGAAACCCGGAUGCUGAGAUAACUCUCGCCUGCAAACAGAUUCGCACACCCCAUCGCAUCAUUCUCUCUGGGUCACCCAUGCAGAAUAAUCUUCGUGAGCUCUGGUCACUCUUUGACUUUGUGUUCCCUGGGAAGCUUGGCACUCUUCCUGUAUUCCUGACCGAGUUCUCUGUACCAAUAACAACUGGAGGCUAUGCCAACGCAUCCAAAGUACAGGUUCAGACGGCAUACAAGUGUGCGUGUGUGUUGAGGGAUACCAUUAACCCAUACCUGCUGAGAAGACUUAAAAAGGAUGUGAAAAUGGAUCUAGAACUCCCAAACAAAAAUGAACAGGUCUUAUUUUGUCGUUUGUCUGACGAGCAACGCCAGCUGUACGAGCAGUAUCUGGAUUCGAGGGAAGUCCAGUCAAUUCUUGCUGGAAAAUACAAGGUUUUCCCAGGGCUUAUCAUGCUGCGCAAGAUUUGCAACCACCCUGACCUGACGUCCGAGGCCGGCUCCCUCAUCAAGGCCAAACAAGACGAGGAGGAGGCGAAAAGGGGCGUGGUCAAACCACGUGGGCCUGACGAUGGGUACGGGGACUGGAGGCGGGCGGGGAAGAUGGUGGUGGUCGAGGCGCUGCUCAAGAUGUGGAAGACACAGGGGCACAGAGUGUUGGUCUUCUCUCAGACUCGCCAGAUGUUAAACAUUUUGGAGUUGUUCGUAUCGUCUCGCGGUUACAACUACCGGCGUAUGGACGGAAGUACGAGCGUCGCCACCCGACAACCUCUCGUCAACAAGUUCAACCAGGACGAGUCGAUCUUCGUAUUUCUGCUGACGACUCGUGUGGGAGGCCUUGGGGUGAACCUGACGGGAGCUGACCGCGUCAUCAUCUAUGACCCAGACUGGAACCCAAGCACGGACACACAGGCCCGCGAGCGCUCCUGGAGGAUUGGACAGAGGAAGCAAGUCACCAUUUAUAGACUUCUAACCACUGGGACCAUCGAGGAGAAGAUUUACCACAGACAAAUCUUCAAGCAGUUUCUGACCAACCGCGUGCUGGAAGACCCCAAGCAGAGAAGAUUCUUCAAGACGAAUGACUUGUACGAGCUUUUUACACUAGACGACAGCUACAAGAAACAGGGCACAGAGACCGGAGCUAUCUUUGCCGGUACCAACUGUCAGGUCAAGGUCUCUGGAUCUCGCAAGAAAAAGUCAGACCCGCGUUUAGAGUCUCGCGCCGUGGUUAAAUCUCACGUUUCAUCGCGUUCCGGAAAAAGACCAAUCACGUGCCCGCCACGUGACGCAAAGAAACAGUCCACGUGCACAACCGGCUCCUCGAGGAGCGAUGAUUUCGGAUUCACUAUUGACGAGAGAGAUAUUCAAGAGAUACAACGACAGAAAAGGGAUCCCGGACCCGCCAUACCGCCUCCCAAUCCCGACGCCAACCCCGAAGAUGCUACCGGGAAUGACAUGAAUCUGAAAUCAGAUGCUGGAAGUGUGUUGGAAAGUUCGAAAGCAAAUGAGGAGGGAAUUGGGACAAAAAGCCCAACAGUGGUUGGUGUGACCAAUGUCACGGAGAAGACAGAUUCCAAAGCGAGAUCUAUUGAUUCUAACCAAAGUAUUGAUAAACAAUCAACCAAAGACUCAAACGUGUCUCGGUUACUUCCCUUGCAUACGGAAACAUCUUUGGGUAUGGAAGACAUGCCCAAACGUGGUGAUCUGAUUCCAAGCGCAUCCUUUCAGGCGCGUUCGUCGAGUUCAAAAGACGAGAGCCAGUUACUGGCAUCUUUGUCAAGUGUCCCGUCAAGUGGCAGCUCGAGUAUGAAGGCUAAGGAUGGCGCAUGUCAUAAACCCGUUAGACCUGGCAGUCAUAAGAGCAAGCUGGUAUCGUUAUCCGAUAAGCAACUCAAGAAAAAGAUACGGAUUCGCAAGAAGAAAAAGCGAAAAAAAAUCGAGGGCCACGUGAUCGAUAACUUGGACUACCACGUGAGUUAUAGUGCGGGGUCUGGGGCGAGCGACACAGGGACCGAGAAACCUGACUCCUGGCACGAUGACGUCAUACUCAAAGCGCUGUUCAAGAGGGGUGGGGUCCAUAGUGCUUUACAGCAUGACGUCAUCAUGGAGUCAGGAAAUGCGGACUACACAUUGGUCGAGAACGAGGCUAAUCGCGUUGCCCAGCAGGCGGUGCAGGCCUUGAAGAAAUCACGUCAGCGAUGUCUUGGCGCGACCAGCGGUAUUCCGACGUGGACAGGCGCAUCGGGGUCUUCUGGAUUUACUGACACGCGGAGACCAAAACUACGAUUCGGUAAGAAGCGUCCAGCGGCUACAAGCAGCGUAACAGCGGAAAGCGACGAGUCUAAGCCGACAAAGCGCGCCGCUGACCAGCCAUUAUUUAGUGGCGCAAUGAUGGGCGUCGAGACCGCUGACCACACAAAUGAGCCUGCCUCCUCCGCUGAUCUGCUGGCCAGAAUGAGGGCCCGCAAUAACAUCCUACCGAACGAGGAGACUGGCCCUAGUUACAUGCAAUCCACGGAACACGAUGCUUUGCUUGCCGAAAUGAGUGACUUUGUCGCUCACCGAGGCCGUGUCCCGUUCCAGGCCUCCACCGACGAGCUAGUGGCGCGGUUCAAGGACCAGCUUCCUAAAAAUAACUCGGCGGUUUUUCGUGCGCUUUUGAGGAGAAUCUGUGUGUUUUCGCGAGGUGAGGAGAAAGGGGGAAUAUGGACAUUGAAGCCAGAGUUUGCGUAAGGCAGAUAAAGAAUGCAGACAAACAUUGUGAAUAUUGAGGGCAAGUCACUCGGAACAGAAUACAGAAAUCCAGGUUUCCUAAGGGACAUCCCGCUUACUGUAAGCUUACUGUCAUGUCACCACUUUUUUAAUUUAUUAAGGCCAAGACACUACAAAUAACGUUAUAUCAUGCCUUUGAAAUUUGGUGGCAAAUCACUCACGAACCGGUUGGGUUUCGCGGCAUUCAUUAUUGAAAAACACUAAUGGAAUUCUGCUUAUAGUUAUAUUUGUUUAAUCGGAUAUCUCUUUUCUAUCGCCGCAUAACUGAAUUCCAUAAUAAAAUAGAAUAUACAAAUAUUGCGUUCAUAAGCGUCAGUGAUAGACUCAAAACAAAACAAAGCGAAAUGCAUAAUUGUACAUGUCCUGGCUUUGAAAUGUUUUAUUCUUAAUUUAAUUGUUAUACGCGGCUAUGAUGAAUAAGAAGAAAUUGAAUAAAAUCUGCAAAAAAAAAAAAAAAA